Sander lucioperca (pikeperch) is the source of this 879-nucleotide messenger RNA. It is a transcript of the gene ube2g2, whose product is annotated as ubiquitin-conjugating enzyme E2G 2 (UBC7 homolog, yeast). Lineage: Eukaryota; Metazoa; Chordata; Actinopteri; Perciformes; Percidae. The record is from RefSeq and is a predicted model, not a curated record. Gene Ontology annotation, cellular component: cytosol; endoplasmic reticulum. The transcript is spliced from 6 exons. Bases 146 to 643 code for a protein of 165 amino acids.
GUGAGCUCACACUCACACACAAACAACAGGAAACGCUGGAUGGAUCAGCUGUGGUGACGACAGGUUAGAGAAAAGUAACACAUCCAUGAGUAACGUUACAACUCGGAGCUGAAUUUUAUUUUCUGUUUUCCGUUAAAGCACCGCGAUGGCCGGCACCGCGCUGAAGAGACUCAUGGCCGAGUAUAAACAGCUGACCCUGAACCCACCGGAGGGAAUUGUUGCAGGUCCAGCCAACGAGGAGAACUUCUUUGAAUGGGAGGCUCUCAUCAUGGGUCCUCAGGAUACGUGUUUUGAAGGUGGAGUGUUUCCAGCCGUCCUCAGCUUUCCGUCAGAUUAUCCUCUCAGUCCUCCGAAGAUGAGGUUCACAUGCGACAUGUUCCACCCCAACAUCUAUCCCGACGGCCGUGUCUGCAUCUCCAUCCUCCACGCCCCCGGAGACGAUCCCAUGGGAUAUGAGAGCAGCGCCGAGAGAUGGAGUCCUGUCCAGAGCGUGGAGAAGAUCCUGCUGUCUGUCGUUAGCAUGUUAGCAGAGCCGAACGAUGAAAGCGGAGCGAACGUUGACGCGUCUAAAAUGUGGCGCGAGGACCGAGAGCAGUUCUACAAACUCGCCCAGAGGAUCGUACGCAAGUCGCUGGGCCUUUAGAGAUGAUGUCAUCAGCCCGCGGCGGCCAGCGGCGCUCUGUGUACGUGUCUUCUCCUGUCUUUUUUUUUUUUUUCUUUCUUUUUCACUCUGAGAACAAACGUGCAGCGACGACGAAUGAAGGAAGAUCUGAGCGUGGAAACGGAUAAAGCAGCCACACACAGAGCGCCGCGGAGACGUUUGGAUCCACUCAGAAUCCAAAAGUUACUCAACUUUAAAUUGACUGAAAGUCGACAGAA